AUAUUGCUAAUGCUAUUUGGAAAAGGGGAAGUUGUAACUAUUUUGCUAUGGUUAGCAUUACUAACGUUAGAAUUGUUACUGUUAACAACUGUUUUCUAUCGAAAACGGCUAAGUAUGCCACUAGGUCUAGGCUUCACGUAAUGUAGGCCUACAAUAACAGCUAGGCUGUUAAAAGCAAAUACACUAACCCAGUACUAGGUUAUGUAAUACUUAUUACUACAAACUACUGUUAGUCAAUAAAACUGCAGUACGCAUAAUUCAGUUUGGGACACGUGAGCCUAUCUUCCAAGGCAUGUGUAAUAUGACGUGUUUUAUUACCAGGUGGGAUCAGGUGGGAGGGUGGGAGGAGUCAAAGACGCGAGACGUCUCCGAAUCAGGGAACAAAGGUUAUGACUGGCCAAGGUGGACGAGAAGUUGACUUUCAUCGUUUUAAAGCUGAUGGAAGGAUAAGGAGCAUGCCAUCAUAAGGGGAUUUAAAAAGAAGAAUCGGGGCAAAGCAGAGAUGGCACAACAAGAGGAACCACUGUAUGAUUUCCCAGAGCCCACUCAGCCGUCAAAGCCAAAGUUUUUGGGCCAUCAAAGGGGCCGGGGCUCUCUGAGGAGCAUCAGCGUACUGGACCGUCUUCUGCUUACUGUUCCUGUAUGGUUUCAGCUGUCAAUCAACCCUGCCACUGCCCUGCACAUACUGCAGCGAGAGCCUCCUGGGACCUUCCUGGUACGUAAGUCUCGUACCUCACAGAGAAACGUGCUGUGUGUCCGUUUGGCAGACGACAGCGUGCCAUCCUUCGUCCAGCAGUUCGGGAUCACGGAGGAACAGUCCACUCUGUCUCUGGAGACUUCAGCCAUAAGCUUUCCAGAUCUCCCAAGGCUGAUUUCCUUCUACUGUGUCAGCAGAGAUGUAUUACCCUUCCCUCUGGAGCUUCCUGAAGCCAUUGCAAAGGCAGCAUCCCACAAGGAGCUGGAGUCCAUCUCACAUAUGGGAAUAGAAUUCUGGAGUUCCCACCUAAAUGUCCGUGGGCCACGACAGGCGCCUAAGCCCAAGAAAGACGAGGAGAAGAAGCCAGGCGCUGUAACCUCAGCCCCGCCUGCUGCUGCACCACAGACGGGUUCUGCAGCUCAGCCUGACUCACCUUCCCAGCCCAAUUCAGACAGGCUACUCGAGACAGCACCUGAAUCAGACAGUGACACCAAACAGUCAGGUCACAAGCCCACCGUGUUCCGUGAGUUUUGUCCCAUCACGACGCGCAGCCCCAGAGAGUUGGACUGUGGCUCCGGCCAGGGAGCUCUCUGCUUCAUCAAUCCACUUUUCCUGCAGUCCCAGAACGCUUCGUCCAGACGGCGCAUGUUCAAACGCAGCCUCAAAGUACGGAUUUCCACGGAGACGUCGACCAUGCUGUCGCCCCCACUUGCUCCUCCGCCUCCACCACCUCUGAUGCCCAAAACCAAAGGAAAAUGUAAAGCCCAAGCCCCGAGACAAGCCGGGCAGAUUGAUUCUACAUUUCAGGAUUCCCAGCAGUCCCUGAAACAGAUGCAGGACAACCCUAAUGAGGUCCAAGUUCAGCAUUCGUCAUCAUCUCCUCAUUUCCAGCUUGAGCUGCAGGAGCAGGGUCAAACUCAGAUGGGACCAGGCCAAAGUAAAGCUGGAGUCAGGGGAGAUGAGGCAGCAGCUCAGCUCCCAACAGUAAUGGAGCACCUUCCAGAUGGCUCAGACUACAUGGAGCCCUCUCCACUGAUCAGUUUCUCCCAUUCUCCCUUAUUCCCUCCUUACCUCUCCCCAUCUGUUUCUCCGACAGCGCGCCCCCUUUUCCCCAAAGUAUCUCCGACCCUCUCUCCUCAUGACUCUCCCGGUGCUUCUCCCUCCCUCUCACCUUAUCAGUCCCCAUCUCUUUCUCCCAAGCUUCCCCGUUCCCUCUCUCCACGCGACUCGCCCAGCGCUUCGCCCUCUCUUUCGCCCUAUCAGUCCCCAUCUCCCUCUCCUCAGGUCCCCUUCUCUCUGUCUCCCUUCACCUCUCUAGCCCUCUCUCCGCUGACAGAGCAGGCCUAUCAGACUCCCGUUUCUCCUUCAAGACCGGAUCAGCAGAGCUCGGAGGGAGAGGCCGAGGAGGUGGGAGCAGGUGCGGAUGAAAAUAAGAACGAAGAUGAUGAGACAAAUGAGGACCUGCACAAAAAGAAGGAAGCGGAGGAAGAGGCUCUGGUUUUGCAUAUGAGUGCUGCCUCUCUCAGUGAUACAGACAGCUGCAGUUCUUUCGGCAGUCUCGGGGGGCCGGCAGAGACUCCGUCUCACUCACCCCACAAAGAGGACGGUGGUCCAAACCUCUAGAGAACAUUUCAGACUGUAACUGAAUUAUAUUGUGUGAUAUCAUGAAGCACUGUGUAGAAUUACUUGUGUAGAUAUCAGUCACUAAGUAAUCUCCCAGGAGAGUCAUUCUGAAUACAACAGAGUUCAAUAGAGCAAAACUUUUAAGUUAAAUAGGUUUUACAAAACCAAAAAUUUGAAUUAUAAUAUUGGUUGUUCUGCAUGUUUUAACUACUAUCUAAUUUUUAAAUUUUACAUUUUACAAUUAUGACAGGCAGCCAUUUGUUUCCUUUGAUAUCAGUAUUUUCUGAAAACUAAUUAAAUAGAAUAUUUACUGAGUUGGGUAUGCCAUCAAAAUUAACCUUCAGUGUGUUUUAUUUUUCCCAUCAAAGCUACAAAUAAAAAUCACAGCCAUUGUUGUAAUAGUGUUACUGACAAAAUGUAUGACAAUCAAACCCCGUUUGUCAAAAAUCAAAGCUGUGGGAGAUGAUCAACUGCAUGACAAUAUAUAAACAUAACAGUGGGUGAUGUGAAUGAUCCUGUUGUUACUACAAUUCA
Scatophagus argus is the source of this 2854-nucleotide messenger RNA. RefSeq names its product proline-rich protein 36-like. The record is from RefSeq and is a predicted model, not a curated record. NCBI's taxonomy places the organism in Eukaryota, Metazoa, Chordata, Actinopteri, Scatophagidae. Bases 503 to 2320 code for a protein of 605 amino acids. The transcript has 6 exons.